Oncorhynchus nerka (sockeye salmon) is the source of this 657-nucleotide messenger RNA. Its product is annotated as histone-arginine methyltransferase CARM1-like. Lineage: Eukaryota; Metazoa; Chordata; Actinopteri; Salmoniformes; Salmonidae. The transcript is spliced from 5 exons. The annotation marks the transcript as partial. Gene Ontology annotation, biological process: peptidyl-arginine methylation. Gene Ontology annotation, molecular function: protein-arginine N-methyltransferase activity. The record is from RefSeq and is a predicted model, not a curated record.
AAAGACAUUGGAGAGAACUGCUGAACUUUGACUGAUUGGCCUCUGAAUGACCUUUGCCUUCUGCCCUUUGACCCUCGUCUCCCUCCAGUUCUAUGGCUAUCUCUCUCAGCAGCAGAACAUGAUGCAGGACUAUGUUCGGACCGGAACCUACCAACGUGCCAUCCUUCAGAACCACGGUGACUUUAAGGACAAGGUGGUGUUAGAUGUGGGCUGUGGUUCAGGUAUUCUGUCGUUCUUUGCGGCGCAGGCCGGAGCAAGGAAGGUCUACGCUGUGGAGGCUAGCACCAUGGCCCAGCACGCAGAGGUGCUGGUAAACUCCAACGGAAUGGGGGAUCGUGUGGUGGUGAUAGCAGGGAAGGUGGAGGAGAUCUCUCUACCAGAGCAGGUGGACAUCAUCAUCUCUGAACCCAUGGGAUACAUGCUCUUCAACGAGAGAAUGCUGGAGAGUUACCUACACGCCAAGAAGUUCCUCAAACCCAACGGUAACAUGUUCCCCACUCUAGGUGACGUCCACCUGGCUCCCUUCACAGACGAACAGUUAUACAUGGAACAGUUCACCAAGGCCAACUUCUGGUAUCAGCCAUCGUUCCAUGGUGUUGAUCUGUCAUCGCUGAGAAGAAGCUGCAGUGAGACGAGUACUUCAGACAACCCAUUGUG